Molecule: messenger RNA, 1997 nt
Organism: Striga asiatica
Lineage: Eukaryota; Viridiplantae; Streptophyta; Magnoliopsida; Lamiales; Orobanchaceae
Source: the annotation of a GenBank genome assembly
GGGCAAGGGAAAAAGGGGCUAAAAAGCAUCUUCUUUUAACUCAAAUACUCAACUCCCACCAAAAAACACAGCGGCUAGGGAAAAAAAAGGUGGCAAUAAAUGUUUCACAACUGUACCAUCAAAACCCAAUAAAUGCAAUCCCAACCACACAAGAGUUGUAACAUUUUCAAUUCCCCCUUAUAAAUAUGUGUAUAUCUCCAAAAACCCAUUUACCCAAGCCCCCAAAACAAAAUUCAAUUUCAUUAAAAUAACACAUUCCUCCCCAACUCUUUCUCCUUUUAUCACUUCAAGCCCCAAUCAUGGCCGGCGAAAUUUCCAAGGAGGAGAAGAAGCCCGAAGCCGGAAACGUGAAAAUCCUCGGCAAAGCAAACGUGAAGCCCAAGAAACCCAUCGCCCGGCAGGAGUGCCAGCUGGUCACUUUCGAUCUCCCUUAUUUAGCAUUUUUCUAUAAUCAAAAAUUGCUCGUGUACAAAAAUUGCGAGGAUUUUGAGGCGGUGGUGGAGAAAUUGAAGGAUGGGCUGGCUCUGGUUUUGGAGGAUUUUUACCAGCUGGCGGGGAAAUUGGACAAGGACGAGGACGGCGUGUUCAAGGUGGUGUACGAUGAUGGUGAUGCUGUCGGGGUCGAGGUCGUGACGGCGGCGGCGGAGGAUAUCGCGGUGGCGGAGCUGACGGCGGAGGAGGGGACGUCUAAGUUCAAGGAGCUGCUGCCGUACAAUGGGGUGCUGAAUCUGGAGGGACUGCAGCGGCCGCUGCUGGCGGUGCAGCUCACCAAGCUCAAGGAUGGGCUUGCCAUGGGCUGCGCCUUCAACCACGCCAUCCUCGACGGCACCUCCACGUGGCACUUCAUGAGCGCGUGGGCCCACAUCUGCAGUGGGCCCACAACCCCCAACCCGGCCCGUCCCUUCCUCGACCGCACCAAGGCCCGCAACACCCGAGUCAAGCUCAACCUCUCCCAACCGUCCGAUGCGCCCGAGCACGCCGCCAACGGCAAGCCCGAAACCCCCCUCCUCCGCGAGAAGGUCUUCAAGUUCUCCGAGCCCCAAAUCGACCAAAUCAAGCGCAAAGCCAACGUCGGGCCCGGCCCAAAACCCUUCACCACAUUCCAAUCCCUCUCGGCCCACGUGUGGCGGGCCGUCACCCGGGCCCGCGGGCUCGCCCCUGAGGACUACACUGUUUUCACGGUGUUCGCCGAUUGUCGGGCCCGCGUGGAGCCCUCGAUGCCCGAGACCUAUUUCGGGAACCUAAUCCAGGCGAUCUUCACGGUGGCUCCGGCCGGGCCCGUCGCGAACGGGCCGGACGAUUUUGGGCCGGGCCUCAUACGGGCCGCGAUCGAGGCCCACAAUGCGGAGGCCAUCAAGAAGAGGAACGAGGAGUGGGAGGCGAGCCCGGUUAUUUUUCAGUACAAGGACGCGGGAGUGAACUGCGUGGCGGUCGGGAGUUCGCCGAGGUUUAAGGUGUACGAGGUGGAUUUCGGGUGGGGAAGCCCGGAAAGCGUGAGGAGCGGGUCGAACAACCGGUUUGACGGGAUGGUGUAUUUGUACCCGGGUAAAAGUGGGGGGAGGAGCAUUGAUGUGGAGAUUAGCUUGGAGGCCAAAGCUAUGGAGAGGUUGGAGAAGGAUAAGGAGUUCUUGUUGGAGGUUUGAACUUUGAAGAGGCUAUUGAGAGAUUUGGAUGGCUAAUAAUGUUGUUGAUUGUUACUUUUCUUUUUUUUUUGAAAUGGAUUUUAACGAGUUUGUUUUGUAACUUGGUGGUGUCUUGUUUUGUUUUGCCUUUUAGUUGAUGAUGAAUGUUGGUAAUUUGGAUUGCAAGUUCUAUGGGGCUUGGCUUGAUGUUGAUGUCCAAGUGAAAUUGUUGUUUUUAAGGUUUUCCUCUUUUUGAUUUUUUCUUUCUUUUUAUACCGCGUUCUUGAAUAGAUGUGUAAAUGAGCUGAGCCAUACUCGAGCUCGAGCCGGGAGUUAUUAUGCUGAUAAACAAGCUCAAGGUUGACUCGUUUAUCA